Messenger RNA from Siniperca chuatsi (mandarin fish), 4261 nucleotides. RefSeq names its product growth hormone secretagogue receptor a (gene ghsra). Gene Ontology annotation, molecular function: growth hormone secretagogue receptor activity. Gene Ontology annotation, cellular component: plasma membrane. Lineage: Eukaryota; Metazoa; Chordata; Actinopteri; Centrarchiformes; Sinipercidae. Gene Ontology annotation, biological process: G protein-coupled receptor signaling pathway; hormone-mediated signaling pathway. Bases 846 to 2000 code for a protein of 384 amino acids. The transcript has 3 exons. The record is from RefSeq and is a predicted model, not a curated record.
CACCAUAACUAGAGGAGCAGAUUUGGAAAGCCCGGGACAGAUGUUCACCGCUGCUGCCGCAUCUUUACGACCCUGCCUCUGACUCACUAUCACAUGCUGCCCGGUGCAACUUGUCUACUGAUCUACUGUUUUGUUUUUGUCUGACGCGCAAACGCAGGGACGCGCCGUCGGUGAUGGGAACUCUUUGGGACUCAUGAGAGAUUACCAUAUUUCAUUUCCCCUAAGCUCUCAGCUGCUGGUGGCACUCACAAAAAGAAAGGAUGCGGGAAAUAACUUGUCUUUAAGUUAGAUAUACAUUGUUUUUUUUUUUGGAUAAUAGAUGUUUGUGCUGUGUUUUUUCUGUUGCAUCUGUUUGGAAUGGAAUACACCUCCGCAUGAAUUUCGCUUGGCGAAUGUUUAGCUUACAAAUAUCCAGCAUGAAAUUUGGUAAUUUGUUUUGUAACUAACACGCCUACUCCUCUUUUGAACAAGUACUUUCAGCACCAAACAUUGUUGGGCCUCUCUACAGUGCGUGCUGCAGAUGAAGUGGAUAAUUUUGGUUCGAUCUCAUGUUUAUGUUAGACUCUGGAGAGGACUAUCUGUUCCCUGGAGGAUCUCAAACGGUCUUUGUCCACUCACAAUGGUGACUUCACCUUUACUGUGAACAGCUGUUACACAAGAUUGUUUGCAACGCGCACACGGAUCUAUUUUACGCACGGCUGCCGACCUUUGCUAUUACCUCCGCAACUCAGACACUGAUGAUGGGAGAAAAGGGCAGCGCCAAGGGGCUUGAAGAGUCCCAGACCCGGGGUGCCUUUAGCAGUCAGGGCCAAGCACGGCCCCGUGAAUAACCGCGCGGUGACAGCAUGCCCUCUUGGCCCAAUCUCUCGGAGUGCCUCUCCCAUAACUGCAGCUGGGAGGAGACCCACAACGCCACAAGGAACGCUGACCUUGGCCUCCCUCCUCUCAAUUACUACUCAAUCCCUCUCCUCACGGUCAUAACCAUCGCCUGCACGCUGCUGUUUCUGGUCGGGGUGGCCGGGAAUGUCAUGACCAUUUUGGUGGUCAGUAAGUACCGGGACAUGCGCACUACCACCAACCUGUACCUGUGUAGCAUGGCCGUAUCUGACCUGCUCAUCUUCCUCUGUAUGCCACUGGACCUCUACCGUAUGUGGAGGUACAGGCCCUGGCGGUUUGGGGACGCGCUCUGCAAGCUCUUUCAGUUCGUGUCAGAGUCAUGCACCUAUUCCACCAUCCUGAGCAUCACCGCUCUGUCGGUGGAGCGCUACCUGGCCAUCUGUUUCCCGCUGCGUGCCAAGGCCCUAGUUACCAAAAGGAGAGUGCGUGCCCUCAUUCUUCUACUCUGGACAGUGUCUCUAUUGAGCGCCGGACCUGUGUUUGUCAUGGUGGGAGUGGAGCGUGACAGCAUGUGGCCGACAAAUUCCAGUUCUGGAAUGAAUGAGACUGGCUUCUCCCUGGAGGCCGCGGACACCCGGGAGUGCAAGAUGACUCACUACGCAGUGGAGUCAGGCCUGAUGGGAGCCAUGGUGUGGUUGAGCUCUGUUUUCUUCUUCAUGCCGGUGUUCUGUCUCACAGUGCUCUACAGCCUCAUAGGCCGUCGGCUGUGGCAGAGACAUAGAGAGACAAACAUCAGCUCCCGUGUGGCUCACCGCGACAAAAGCAACAGACAGACCAUCAAGAUGUUGGUGGUGGUGGUGCUGGCCUUUGUCCUGUGCUGGUUGCCGUUCCAUGUGGGUCGCUACCUGCAGUUCCGCUCUCUGGACGCUCCGUCCCCGCUGCUGUCUUUGUUGUCCGAAUACUGCAGUUUGGUGUCCGUGGUUCUCUUCUACCUGAGUGCCGCCAUCAAUCCCAUCCUCUAUAACACCAUGUCCUGGAAAUACCGGUGCGCAGCAGCGCGCCUCUUCGGCCUGACUGACAGCCAGCCACCACGAGGCCGCACAGCCAGCACCAUGAAGGGAGACGGCUUGAACGGCUGGACGGAAUCUACAGUGAGCUUCUGAACGUAUGACUGUCAACAUUUCUGGUCAUCAUUUGCAAAACUAUUAGUCACUAAUUGAUAACACUAACUUUAAAAGCCAUUAUUUCUGUUAGGCCGGGGAAAACGAUGAGAGCGCGACACUUGCAUUUAUUUGACUGGGACUAAAAGAAACAGAGGAGGAGAAAAGCGCGAGCUACAAGCCUCUGUUCACUUGCAUCAAUGGAACUUCGAUUGACAGUUAAUUUUCUUGUUGGAUUAUUUCAGCAAGUGCCAUCCACUAUUCAGACAACACACUCAGCAGCAUUUGAAAAGCAGGACUGGUGAAGUGCAAUAUACACACUAGCCUGAAGUGCUUAUAUUGAUCCAAAUGUGAACAACAUGCAGCAGGGACGCACGCCCUUAUACAAGCACACAUACAUAUGAAUAGCCUAUCUUAGACAUCUACAAUUGCCUUAUAUUGUAUUCAUAUUCUGGAUGACAAAGAAAGCACUGUAGAACUUGUGGCACUUCUCUGUACUCCUUCAGUGAGGGGCAGAGGUGCAGUGUGUGUGUGUGUGUGUGUGUGUGUGUGAGAGAGAGAGAGAGAGAGAGUAUUUGCAUGUGUGUAUUGUGUGCCAGGUGUCACCCUCAUGGAUGUGAUUUAUGUAAUUAGUUGGAGAGAGUGUGAAAAUGUAAAAGUAAUAUGUUACUGUUAAUUAAUUUGUGUCAUACUGAAUGCCCUGUAUCUUGGAAAUUCAAGUCCAUGCUGAUGCUGCCAAGAAGGGCCAGUGGGGUUUCGGGUAUGGUCCCUGAAAUUAAUUUCCUGUGUAGCCUUGUACUACAUAACAGUGGGUUUCAACAUCAAGGUUGGAGUUUAGUAAAUGGGAGCAACAAAGCUAGUUGAUUUUUAGGGAUUGUGAGAUAAUUUACAGAAUGCAAACAUUUCCAAGAUAUGUAUCAUUAUGUCUGUAAGUUUUGUAAUUAUACUUAAUUCUUGUUAAAUGAUCAACAUUAUUCAAGCUGCAGACUCUUGCUACUAAGAAAUCAUCUAAAAAAAACAAUAUACAUGAGGAGGGUUUGAGAAGGUAUCACUAAAUGUUUCGUGGUUUCUUAGACAUUGCAAUGCAUUUAAUAAGUAUCAGUUUGGUGCAUUUGGCAAAGAAAGCUGAUUGGUGUUACUGUAAAAAUCAACAUGUCAAUGGCCAUAAAUGCCUCAGCUUUCUGAGUCACCAUUCAAACAUUGCUGAUUUCAGCCACCUCAGGUGUACUGAUGUCAGUUACAUUCAUACAAAAUACAGUACAGGGCCUUUUCUGUUUGUCACAGCUGUGUGGGGACAAUGUGUUAAUCUGUGGAUCCAAUCAUAUAAAAAAUGUAGCAGAUUUGACAAGAUUCGUUAUGCUACUUGAAGCAAUGUUCAACUUUGGCAAGUAAUGAAAACAGUUGGGAUGGUUGAGUAACUUUUCAUUUUUCCCCAUUCACACCUUCAAAAAAAUUCAAGAGCAGUCAACUUGGAAGAUUAGCUGCACUGUGGAUUCACAAUCAUCUUUGGCACAAAUUGUUCCCCACUCCCUGAACUGUUCAGUGUGAACAGGCAGAGUGACUUCUUCAAUGGUUAAAUCAAACGUGCACAGUGUAAGUUAUAUUAUGUAUAACUUACACUGUCUUACUUGUCUUGUUUAUUGAUUUGCUAGAAGUUUGAUUUUUAAAUAGUUUCCAAGGGAGAGACUGCAUGGGUAUCCAGUGGAAACAAUUUCCAUGGGUGACCGUGUGCCAAAGAUGCCAACCUUGACAAAAUGUCACACUAUUCUACAAGAAAGUUUUUAAAAUAGCCUUUCCUUUAUAUAUGUAUAAGAUAAUGCAACAGAUGGAAAACAUAAAGGUGAUUUCAUUUUGUAAAGUGUAUCAUGCACUCUUUUGGACAAAGAGGAUCAGUGAACUAUCUAUAAGUAAUGAUGUUAUGCUUGCUUUAACUUGUAAAUAGAUGCUUUAUAAUGCUAUACACUCAAUGCUGUACACUCAGAUGGUUUCAGCAGGCCAAAUCACCGCAGAAGCCUCCACUAAUCUGCACUCGAUUUCAAAACAUGGCCUCCUGGCUCAGAGGAAUGUAUCUCUGAAUGUUUCUGACUGUACAUACCAAUGUCAUGACAUACUAUUUAUUAAUCUACAGAAUGUAUACUAAUUAAAAGAGUAAAAAAUAGUUUCAUAUUUUCUUUUUUUGAAGAUGUAUGUAAAUAUAUCCUGCUGGGUAAUGUAUCUGUUGAUGAUAAAGUCUUGUAAAAGUAAAAAAAAAAGGAAAAACUCAA